Molecule: messenger RNA, 1008 nt
Organism: Dissoconium aciculare CBS 342.82
Lineage: Eukaryota; Fungi; Ascomycota; Dothideomycetes; Mycosphaerellales; Dissoconiaceae
Exons: 2
Coding region: 290-913 (207 amino acids)
Source: RefSeq, a predicted model, not a curated record
AUCCAAUGACCCCUUUUCACGAUGUACUAACUCCUUUUCAAAAUUUUCGGUUCCGAGCCUAACAAUAAAUCAGCCUACCAGCAAAAAUCCAUCAACAGCCUUUCCGUUGAACGGAGUGGAUCUCGCUACUGGUUCAGUCUGGGAACUCAUCACAAUCAGCAAGGCGGCCCCGACUAUCUACAGGCUCCAGGGUAUUCAUGUCGUGCGACUUUCCACUCAUUUGGUCCUCAAGUAUGGUCAGGCAAUCCAAAUGCAGGAGAUCAAGGCGAUGAAAUAAGUCAAUUCCAACAUGGAUGUUCCUACCUCUAGACUCCACCACUACUUCUUCAUCGCCUUUGAUCCCUCGACCUCCUAUCCAUGUGGAUAUAUGGUCAUGGACUAUGUUGAAGGCAACACGGUUUUCGACAUCUGGGAGAGCCUCGACACGGAACGACGCACAGAUAUCGUCAAACAAGGCGCCCAUAUCGUCUCCCAAUUACAACUCCACAGCUUCGACCAGCCAGGCCCUCUCGGCGGAGGGCGUUGUCGAAGGUUCCGGGUCUCCGGUUACGGAGCAGGACCUUUCCACAAGGACGACUUCAACGCCUGGUUCACGCGCAAGCUGGAAUUCUCCCAAAGGCGCGGAUACGCCAGCAAGGAUUUUCCACACUUCGACUACUCGUCGUUCACCCUAGUGCACCAUGACAUAUGUCCUGUGAAUCUGGUUUUGGACUGCGACAGCAAUGUCUGGGUCAUCGACUGGGGCAACGCGGGAGCCUAUCCCGCCAUUUUCGAAGCGGCGACGAUGAACGACUCUUCGAGGUUCACGGAAUUCAAUGCCCUCAUGCUGCCGCAUAUAGACAAUGGCUUGGAGGAAAGGGACCAUACUUUGGGGGCGCCCUGGACCAUUGUUACCGGAGUUUAUUCGGAAUGAGUUCGUGGAUACAUGUGCGCAGAAAACCCUCGAUGUUCAUUCCCAAGAACAACGACGAAGGAAGAUCAUUUUCAUUCAUAGCAGUGCCAUUUCGU